AUGACUGCUACGUUGAAUGGGACGUACAACCCGGCCCCUGAUACACCCUCCCCCGUCUAUCCGGAUCGGUUGAUUCGUCCGCUUCCUAAACGCACUCUUCGUUCCCGUCUAUCAUUAGACGCUGCAGAUUCGAUCCUAUAUCCUCCGGCACCCCCGGCACCCCCGGCAGCCCAGCUCUUCUACGGAUCCUGUGCAGAUCAUGCCGACGUGGUGAACGACUCAAAGGUGUACGUGCAGCAGAACGGAGAUGUCGACGGUGAUGACGCCUCCGAGCGGGAGCAGCAACAACAACAUCACCACCAUCAUCAUCAUAAUCACCCCUACGAAAACGGGGUAGAUUUUGAGAGCGGUGAGGAGGAUGGUCCUGUCGUGGUCCGUCGUAGUGUAUGUUUCCGGGGAGCGUCGCUGUCACCGUCAGCCUCGGGCACCCACCCCGCGGGUUAUCAGAGUGAUGCCGACGGUGCACAGAUGAAGUCACCGUCAGGGCCGGACGGCUACGAUGCCUUUGAGAACACUAACAACAAGAAGAAACGCAAGAUUCCCAUGCCAGGCAACCUCGGCAGCCACCACUCGAACCUCUCUCCGGAGUUCGCUACCAUGGGUCUUAGCGGUUCCGCUCCUGCACCUACACCACAAAAGAAUAAUGCCAACAAUGAUGGGAACAACACUACAGGGACGUAUUAUGGUACUGGAAACCCAGCUUCUCCAGUGGGAAUCGGCAUGUCCGGACCCGGUCGAGGACGACUGGGAGGCCGCAAUCCCACUCGCAACGGUAGUGUCCGAAACCCACUGUCGGUACAUACGGCAAACACGUGGAUCACUUCUCGUGCGCAGACCCGGCGUGACCUUUUCCUCUCAUCGCCCGGAGCUGUAGGCGAUUCCUCCGGAAAGACUGACCAAGGUAUCAUCUCCGCCGCCAUCGCCAAUGCCGCGGCUUUCUCGUCACCUCUCAAAGGCCCGGGAAACAUCAGUCUCCUAGACCAACAAACUAAAACCCCCACGAAAACCCAAUUUACCUUCACCUGCGAGUCCGACUCCUCCAAGGGUAUGGCUAUGCAACCACAACACCCACCAUUUCCUCUUUCACAGCAACAUCGCUCCCCAACAUCUCCCUCGGCCGCCGCUCACGCUCAGCGUGGGUUCGCCACCCAGGGGACCCAAACAAGCCCUAGCAUCGCCCACAUGAACCAACAAAUGCAUCAACAAGGUGCUCCAUCAGCCCCUCCACAGGCCCCCUCACAGGCCAACGAGUCUGGCACUGCCGAAAAGAAGAAGAAAAAGAAGCGCUCACCCCGCAGCAUUUAUGCGUUGGCUGCUCGUCAGCGGAAGAUUCAACAACAGUAUGCCAAUCUACACCACCCGCCGAGCAUGGAAGACAUAUGGAUCUGCGAAUUCUGCGAAUAUGAAAGCAUCUUCGGUCAUCCGCCCGAAGCCUUGAUCCGGCAGUAUGAGAUCAAGGACCGCAAGGAGCGGAAGCGAUUGGCCGAGAAGAGAAGGCUGCUCGAGAAAGCGAAGAUGAAAGGGCGCAAGGGAAAGAAGACCUCCAAGAACGCGACCAAGAAUGCUACUCCCCAGCAGGCCUCUCACCAGCAUGGCUAUGAUCGAGCCUCGGUAGACCAUUCCUCGAUGGACCCCCACAGCUUGCAUGACGACGAUUAUCUUGCCCACGACUAUGAUGAUGAACCUCAUUCUGCUCCCGCUCCGCCUCAUCCUCCUGCUGCUGCUGCUGCUGCUGCUGCUGCUGCUUCAUUCACGCUUCCUCUGCCACCUGGUAUGCCUUCCCACGGGGAACAUCCCAGCCGCAGCAUGAAAGGGGUGAUGGAUGGAGGAACCACUCGACCGGCUUGA
Penicilliopsis zonata CBS 506.65 is the source of this 1848-nucleotide messenger RNA. RefSeq lists its product as hypothetical. The record is from RefSeq and is a predicted model, not a curated record. The coding region runs from base 1 to 1848 and encodes 615 amino acids. The transcript has 3 exons. Lineage: Eukaryota; Fungi; Ascomycota; Eurotiomycetes; Eurotiales; Aspergillaceae.